This is a messenger RNA of Theileria orientalis strain Shintoku, 1341 nucleotides long. RefSeq names its product elongation factor tu. Gene Ontology annotation, biological process: mitochondrial translational elongation. Lineage: Eukaryota; Apicomplexa; Aconoidasida; Piroplasmida; Theileriidae. The coding region runs from base 1 to 1341 and encodes 446 amino acids. The transcript is spliced from 2 exons. The record is from RefSeq and is a predicted model, not a curated record. Gene Ontology annotation, molecular function: GTPase activity; translation elongation factor activity; GTP binding. Gene Ontology annotation, cellular component: mitochondrion.
AUGUUAAAUUGUAGUUUAUUAUCUAAAAUUAACCAAUGUAGUAAUUUCAAAUCGUUUAAUACAUAUUUUUUGAACGCUAUUCCCAAAAGGAAUGUGUCAAUAUACAAUAAAAUACAGCUGAUUAAACGAAUAGGAUGUGAUUUGUAUCAAACACGUAACUUUGCAGUCGGCACAUUUGUCCGAAAUAAGGAACACCUAAAUAUCGGAACAAUAGGCCACGUGGAUCACGGUAAAACGACAUUAACAGCAGCUUUGACUAAGGUUUGUAGCUUAUCAGGAGUAGGAGAAUAUGUGCCAUAUGACUCAAUAGAUAAAGCACCGGAGGAACGCAAGAGAGGAAUAACGAUCUGUGCAACCCAUGUGGAGUAUGAAACGGACAAAAGGCACUACGGCCACGUGGACUGCCCAGGACACGCAGACUACAUAAAAAACAUGAUAUCAGGAGCAGCACAAAUGGACGGAGCAAUUUUAGUGGUGUCAGCUCCAGACGGGCCAAUGCCACAAACAAGAGAGCACAUACUUCUGGCUAAGCAAAUCGGAGUGCCGAAGCUGGUGGUAUACCUCAAUAAAAUGGACCUGGUGGAAGACCCCGAGAUCGUGGAGCUGGUGGAGCUGGAAAUAAAUGAGCUGCUGUCGGAAUACAACUACGGAGACUCACCAAUAGUGAAGGGCUCAGCAACAAAGGCGCUGAUGAACGACGAGGAGAGCGUAAACAGCAUCAAGCAGCUGCUGGCAAAGUGCGACGAGUACCUGGCGACACCGGACAGAAAGGAAGACCUGCCCCUCCUGAUAGCAGUGGACGAAGUGCUGGCGAUCCCAGGAAAGGGCACGGUGGCUACGGGAAGAAUAGAGCAGGGGAGAGUGAAGGUAGGAGACGCAGUGGAGAUCGUGGGAGGCGGGAAGAACGCAAAAAAGUCGACGGUCAACAGCCUGGAGAUGUUCAGAAAGACGCUGAGCGAGGGCAUAGCGGGAGACCAGGUGGGCUUUUUGCUGAAGAACGUCAAAAGAGACGACAUAGCGCGAGGGUACGUGGUGAGUUGCCCAGGAACCUACUUCUCCUACGACUCGUUUGACGCAGAUCUGUACGUGCUGACGCACGAGGAGGGUGGCAGGAAGAACGGGUUCGGGUCAAACUACAGGCCGCAGGCGUUCUUGAGAACGGGAGACGUAAGCUGCACAGUCCACUUGCCGGAAGAUGUCCCACUGGCCAUGCCGGGAGAUAGUCUGAAGUGCACAAUUAAACUGUUAAACCAUAUGCCGCUACAUGAGGGACUGAGAUUUGCUUUGAGAGAAGGUGGAAAGACAGUGGCAUCGGGAAUUAUAAGCAAAUUGCACAAGUAA